GCGUCCCGCGCCUACCAUUCGCGCCGACCGCCGGGGAAUGGCGACGGCGGGUUCGUCGGAACCGCCGUCCCCCGCGAGGGACGGGGAGCGUGGGGCGCCUCGACGGCGCGCGUGGUGGUCGGCGCCGCGCUCGCGCCGGGAGAUGGACGCCGGCUUGAAACGCCCGUCACCGGCGGGGAAAAACGACGGAAGCGGCGUCGCGGGGUGCCUGGGCAGGAUGCGAGCGCGCGGGACGCUCGCGUGGGUGGUUUGCACGCGCGUGAGACGCUCCGCGUCGAACGCGUGGUCGCGAAAGGCGGCGGGGUGGAGCACGGCGUGGCGCAAGAUGGGUUCGACUCGCGUGUCUCCAACGAGGGACGAGCACCAUCGUCAUCGUCGAUCGUCCGAGUGGUCGUCGAGGGAGGCGAACGGAGACGGUGCCGCGACGGAGGAGGCGACGGAGGCAUCGCCGGUCAGGCCUUUCGAUCACGGGGCGAUCGUGACGUCGGAACCGACCGGCGCGCCGCCGCUCAUCUUCGGGGGCGUCGCCGCCACCCCUCGGCGGCUUUCAGAAACAGCGCCACGCGACAGCCGAGACGAAAAAAUCUCACAAAUCUCGCCGCCGCCGCCGACCACCGGGUUCCGGACACCGCGCGGGACGCACGUCGCGAUGGCCUCCCUCGCCAGCGGCGGGGGCAUCGGCAGCAUGCGCACCCUCGGCGGCGGGUCCCCGCUCGCGACGGUGAGGGGCGCCGCGACAAAGUACGCGUCAUCGGGUUCGUCGCGCGGGUAUUCGCCAUCUUCGCGGGAUAAAAACUCGGAGGUGUACUCAGACUCGGAGUCCGACGCGGAGCAAACGGGCGGCGGGGACGGUCGGAGAGGACGCGAAGCGACGCCGGGGUUCAGGCUGUACGACGGGCUGACCCGCGCGGACGGGGACGACGACAAGGAGAACCGUUACGACGACCGUUACGAUGACCGUCGCGACGAAGCGAAGACGCCGAACGAGUCGCGCGUCGCCGCCGCGCUCGCGUCGCUCCCGCCGUUCGUCGGGGACCGUUACGACGACCGUUACGAAGGCGAUGCGGAUCGACGCGCGCGGUCGGCUCUCGGUGACGCGUCGAACGCGGCGGCGAGAGCGGCGGCGAGGACGCCGCUCGGGGACAAGUCUCUGCUUCGCGCGACGAGCCAAUCGUCGCUCGCAAUCAUUCGCGCGGCGUCGGGGGGGACUCGGUCGACGACGACGACGACCGUUACGACGACCGUUACGACGCGGGUGCGCGGGGAGCCGCCCGGGCGCGGCGGGGACACGGCGGAGGCGGAGGAGGAGACGCGCGAGAUGGAGCUGUUCGCGGCGCUCGAGGAGCUGGUGGCCAAUCACUAGCGAGCUAGUAGGAGGCGACGACGCUACACUCUUACGAUAGUCUAUUUUU
Messenger RNA from Micromonas commoda, 1412 nucleotides. RefSeq lists its product with no specific name. The transcript has a single exon. The coding region runs from base 143 to 1363 and encodes 406 amino acids. The record is from RefSeq and is a predicted model, not a curated record. Lineage: Eukaryota; Viridiplantae; Chlorophyta; Mamiellophyceae; Mamiellales; Mamiellaceae.